GCUCUCACACUCGCACUCCGCGCUCUGAAGACAAACACGCUCCAGUUUGGUUCAUGGAGUAAUUCCUUCAUUCCUUCCUUAAUAUAUACUUUGGAUGUCUUACAUGUGAGGAUUUAUGGAUCGUGUCGGAGCUGCAGGGGAGACAGUGCGGUCUGGGAAUAGGACAAGUCAAUCCCGGGAAUGAUUUUAUAACAUUUUAUAUCUGGAAGUGUUUUUUUUUUUUGUUGGUUGUCGUUGUUCUUUUUCAAGAGAGAGGGGAAAAAAGAAGCGUGGCGACAGAAAACAGAUCAAAAUGCUGGACGAUAAAGAGCCGACGUCGAAGCUCGCAGCUCCGUCGAGAGGUUCGUCUUUUUACAUUGAGAAUUUGCUGAGAACUUCGGACGGAGGAGCUUCUGCUGUGGGGAAAGUUACCGUCCACAGGCCGGCGAUGUGUCCCCGACAAGAAACUGGACACGUACAUUUGCUGAACUGGAAGAAGACAUCGCCGGACACAGUUCACGGCGCCACCAGAAGUCCAAGGUCCAUGAUCAGCUGCUCAGAUGAACAGAGGGACCGGGAUUCCCCAGCUUUAACGGGGCGGGCGGAGGAGACUGACGAACCGGACGAGAAGCGGGAAGAGACAGUGACAGUGGAGGAGAGAGAGGAAGACGUGUCCUCCUCUCGCUUCUCUCGGGAGGACAGCUGUGAGCAAGGUGACACCAAAGAAACUCGAAAGAAGAAAACCCGCACCGUGUUCAGCCGCAGUCAGGUCUUCCAGCUGGAGUCCACAUUUGAUCUGAAACGCUACCUGAGCAGCUCAGAGCGGGCCGCGCUCGCCACUGCGCUGCAGCUCACAGAGACACAGGUGAAGAUAUGGUUUCAGAACCGCAGGAACAAAUGGAAGAGGCAGGUCGCUGAAGACAUGGAGGCCGGCGGCAGUGGCGGAGCGGCCGUGCGGCCCUACACUGCACAGAGGGUCAUCAGAGUUCCCGUGCUGUAUCGCGAGAACAUCCCAGCGCCUGUAACUUUCACAAGUCUGGCCCAAGUGUCGCCAUUGCCGACCGGCUUCUCUAGUGCCAUUAACUAUCCACUGACUCCUCACUUCACUCAGCCAGUGUCGUUUAUAACACGGCAGAUGACCGGACUGGUGUGACUGUAAAAGUGCAGCCCAGCACAUACCUGUGACUUUUUGGACAACAAUAAAUAAUAAAGAAGCAGCAAAUCUUUCUUUUUCGUAGCAGUUUACAUUCUGAGAAGAAAGAGAAGCGGACAGUUCAUCCUGUGCUUAACUGUUUCUGUGGGACUUUUUUCUACAAGGACGAUCAAACUGGUGUGACUGUAAGCGUGUGAGAGGUGUUAAAGCGAACAAGCACAUAUACCUGUGACUCUUUUUACACCAAUUAAUCAAAUAAAGAUGCAGCAAAAAAGGUUUUCAGUUUUAUUUGUUCACAUUCUGCAGAUGGAACAACACAAGAUCACACAGGAUUUAAAUAUGGUCCUAUUUUGUGACUAUUUACAUAAUUAUAUGGACAAUUCAGAUA
Molecule: messenger RNA, 1520 nt
Organism: Solea solea (common sole)
Lineage: Eukaryota; Metazoa; Chordata; Actinopteri; Pleuronectiformes; Soleidae
Product: homeobox protein HMX1-like
Exons: 3
Coding region: 293-1132 (279 amino acids)
Biological process (GO): negative regulation of DNA-templated transcription; regulation of transcription by RNA polymerase II
Cellular component (GO): nucleus
Molecular function (GO): DNA-binding transcription factor activity, RNA polymerase II-specific; RNA polymerase II transcription regulatory region sequence-specific DNA binding
Source: RefSeq, a predicted model, not a curated record